Messenger RNA from Aspergillus fijiensis CBS 313.89, 409 nucleotides. RefSeq lists its product as uncharacterized. The record is from RefSeq and is a predicted model, not a curated record. Bases 136 to 354 code for a protein of 72 amino acids. The transcript has a single exon. NCBI's taxonomy places the organism in Eukaryota, Fungi, Ascomycota, Eurotiomycetes, Eurotiales, Aspergillaceae.
GGGUAAAAGCAUGCGAAUGCUGAGUCUGGCCCGCUCAGGUUCUCAUUUCCGCUUUCGGCUGCCUCGGCCACAUAUCGGACGCUAGACUAGGUUGGGAAAAGGGAUCCGGGUCUUGGGUUUAUCGGCGAUGCACCCAUGAUUCUCCAUCCGCUUAUCGUAUACACCGCUGCUGUUAUCGUUCAUCCGGAACGAAGUCACUCAGUCACUCCUACCCUUCAUGCAGAUGGCUGUUGGACACGGUUUGUUUUAAAACCCACUGGGUCCGCCAUUCAUGGUUGUCGGAAUAACUCAAGAGUCUCACAAGACUGUGCUGGAAGUUGUGUCUGUGUCUACUCUCUCCAGCAUCCGCCGUGAUAAUCUCCCGGCUCUACCCCACACUUUCUCAUAUUUCUAGAAUUACAUACUCCUC